Molecule: messenger RNA, 2688 nt
Organism: Eucalyptus grandis
Lineage: Eukaryota; Viridiplantae; Streptophyta; Magnoliopsida; Myrtales; Myrtaceae
Product: mechanosensitive ion channel protein 6
Exons: 5
Coding region: 156-2486 (776 amino acids)
Biological process (GO): monoatomic anion transport; transmembrane transport
Cellular component (GO): plasma membrane
Molecular function (GO): mechanosensitive monoatomic ion channel activity
Source: RefSeq, a predicted model, not a curated record
GUCCUAUGCAUGCCUUUUUCUCUCCCAUGCACUUUACUCUCUCUCUCUCCAAAACCCACGCGUAAAACUUCGCCUUCACCUCGUCGACGUUUCUUGAUCCUUCCUCCUCCUCCUCCUCCUCCUUCGACUCGAGCCUCGAGCUGCUUCCGCCGAGCAUGGCGAGGCCCGUCGACGACGCCGCCCGACGAGUUGUCCAGGAGAUCGAAGUCGUGGUGGUCGGUGCCGAAAAUGUCGCCUCCCGCGGAAAUGCGGAGCCCGGACCGAUCGGCUCCGGCGGCGUAGGGGUGGAGAAUGCGGUGAGCGGCGCCGGACGCUCGCCGGAGGAAUCCGCGGCCUCGUCCCGACGGAGCUCGGCUGGAGCCGUCCGAGAGCAGUUCAAAGAGUUGCCCAUCCACGAGGAGCCGAGGACUUCGUCGAGUUCGCGCGCGGAGGAGGCGCUGCCUCGUCGGAACUCGCGGCUGCUCGUGAACAGGCCGAAAUCGAGGCUGCUGGAUCCUCCCGAGGACCAAAGGCAGCAGCGGUCGAGGAUCGCGGCGGAUUCGGGGCCGUUCUCGGCAAAAGGCGGCGACGAUCGCGAAGCAGAAAAGGACGAUUCCGAGGACAUUCCGGAGGAGUUCAAAGGCUCGAAGCUCGGCUUGUGGACGGUGCUUCAAUUCGUGAGUCUCGUCUUGAUCAUCGCAGCCCUAGUUUGUAGUCUUUGGAUAAAUGCACUGAAGAGGCAAAAAGUGUGGGAUCUUCCUCUGUGGAAGUGGGAGAUCAUGGUUUUGGCGAUUAUUUGUGGAAAUUUAGUGUCCGAUUGCUUGAUCACAUUGACCGUGCUCUUGAUUGAGCGAAAUUUCAUACUGAGGAAGAGAGUUUUGUACUUUGUCUACGGAUUGAAGAAAUCUGCCCAAAAUUGUAUCUGGUUCGGUCUCGUCCUGCUCGUGUGGAAUUGUGUGUUUGAUGCUAAGGUUGAGAAGGAGACCAAGAGCAGGAUAUUGCCUAGAGUGACCAAGAUACUCGUAAGCAUUUUGAUAGGCGCGGUAGUCUGGCUCCUCAAGACUCUGCUCGUUAAGGUCCUCGCCUCAUCAUUUCACGUGAACACAUUCUUCGAGAGGAUUCAGAAUUCCCUCUUCGCUCAGUACUUGAUCGUGACGCUCUCGAGCCCACCGCUGUUUGAGACGUUCGAUGACGAAGAGGAGGAGAGGGCAAUCGCUGAGCUCCAAGAGAUUCAGUAUGAGGGGGCCAGCAUUCCUAGCAUUCUCAGGGAAGCUCUUCUUCCGAGGAGUGACACAUUGGCGGGGAACGGAAAGAGCCCUGUCGUGAGGAAGAGCCCUCGACUUUCAAGAGAGGCCUCACAUGAGCAGGCCAUGAAGAUCCCAAUUGAGCAACUGCACAGGCUGAAUCAAAAGAAUGUAUCGGCUUGGAACAUGAAGAUGUUGAUGAAUAUCAUAAGGAAUGGCAACUUAUCUACGCUGGAUGAGCACAUUCUCUCUUCCGAUGGGAAGGAUGAGGCCACAUUGGAGAUAAGAAGCGAACGCGAGGCGGAGAAGGCAGCCAAAAGGAUAUUCCGGAACGUUGCUAAGCGCGGUUCAAAGUGCAUUUAUUUGGAGGAUGUGAUGCGCUUCAUGAGUAAAGAUGAAGCAUACAAGGCAAUGCAUCUCUUCGGAGCAGCAUCUGAACGCGAGGGAAUCAGCUGGCAGUCACUUAAAAAUUGGAUGGUGAAUGCAUUUAGAGAGAGGAGGGCCCUUGCUUUGUCUCUAAACGACACUAACACAGCAGUGGACAAACUUCAUAAGAUGUUGAAUGUUGUCAUAGCUUUUAUCAUCGUGAUUAUUUGCCUCACUAUACUACAAGUUGACACCACCCACUUCCUUAUUGUCAUAAGCUCGCAGCUUGUUGUCAUGGCAUUUAUCUUUGGGAAUACCUGCAAGACCAUUUUCGAGGCUAUCAUCUACCUAUUCGUAAUACAUCCUUUUGAUGUGGGUGAUCGCUGCGAGGUGGAAGGAGUACAGAUGGUGGUGGAAGAGAUAAAUAUACUGACUACAAUCUUCCUGAGGUAUGACAACCAAAAAAUUGUAUACCCAAACAGUGUUUUGGCUACCAAGGCCAUAAGUAAUUACUACAGGAGUCCAGAUAUGGGUGAUGGAGUUGAUUUCUCUAUCCAUAUCUCGACUCCGGCCGAGAAAGUUGCUAUCAUGAAGGAACGAAUAGUCAGGUAUAUUGAGAACAGGAGUGACCACUGGCAGCCGGCACCAAAGGUGGUGACAAGGGAGAUUGAAGACUUGAACAGAGUGCUGAUGUCAGUUUGGCUCACACACCGAAUGAAUCAUCAGGACAUGGGCGAAAGAUUUGUCAGGAGAGCUCUUUUGGUCGAAGAGAUGAUCAAAAUCUUCAAAGAGCUCGACAUUGAGUACCGGUUGCGGCCUCUUGAUGUGAACAUCCAAAGCUUACCUGAUCCAAAUUCAACUAGGCUUCCUUCAAAUUGGACAGUAGUUGGUAUAUAAUCAUACUCCAGUAUGGGCAAGCCCCGGCUAAUUGUGGUCCCAGGCUCAAGGAUCUCAUACUCUGAUAGUGACAGAACAAUGUUUUAACCAUGACCCCGGCGUGCAAAAGACAUUUGUAUAAUUCCGCUAUGAAUGUAGCUUCUCCAAUAAAUGAUAAACGCUGAAUUAAUAAAAAAAUUAGCUGGAUAAUCUUUUUCUUAGA